CAAUUGAGCGUUGUACUCAAAAGUUUAUAAAUACAUUUAAGCUGUUUAGCGUAAAUAUUUUAACGUAAAAUAAACAAUAUACUACUAUUAUAACUUAAAGUAUACUAUGCAUAUUUAUAAAUUAUUUAACACCGACGUUUUUUGCUAAAUAAUUAUGGGCAUGAAUACGGUUGCCUAAUUGACCAACUAGUCAUAUUGUACGCAAUGGAGAAUAUUGUGUAUGUGUGUAAAUUUAUUGUUUUUCGAACAAGAAAUUAAUGCUCAAUUAAUCGCUAAAUGAACUUAUUUGAGCAAGGAAGUCGGUACUAUCACUCGAGAGUUCAUGUGCGUUUGAUAAACGGGCGCGGUGCAAUGUGGGACACUCAAGAUGAGAAACGUAGACCCGACGUCAAUCAAAACAAAUUUAAGAAACGAUCAAUUUCGUGCAAUAACUGACAAAUUCGCAUUAUAAGCCGAGUCUCCGCAAUUAUUUCUAAUGGUGCUACGAGAAAAAGAACACAAGAUGGCUUCUGAACAGCCAGUAAAGAAGAAGCUUAGGAGAGAUGAUGAAGAUCACAAUGCUGAUGAGCCUGAUUUCAUUCAACCAAAUGGAAUGCAUACAGAUUUGUCUUCAUUGCAGUUGUCUUUACCUGCAAAUGUAAAUGAAGAAGAUAUCAACUCCAUUAAUGAAUUGAAAUCACCUGACCUGUAUUACCAUCCACCACCAAUACUUCAUUAUGGGUCAGAGCUAAUAAUGCCCAAUCCCAGUGAACACCUUCCAGUGAUAGAAGAACGAAUCACGCGACCGCCUCUACAAACCAGCUAUGAACGUCAGGAUGUGUUUCAGGAUUACUUAAUAAAACAGUGUUUAUGUGGAAUAUCGGAAGCAACGCUCCGAGAAUCGUUUGAAGGACAGGUCGUGAAUGACGCGCACGGUGUGCAAAGAACGGCGAUGUUAACAGAGUGGCCCACGACGAAGAUUCUAGGAUUUUUAUCAAAACUGCAGUUGCUAUUUGAUGUCUAUUUAAAACAGAACAAUAAAGGUCACAUAUGCUCGCGCAUCGUCGAUGUUUGCGACACGAUAAUUCGAAACGAGUACAAUCUCAUUGAGCAGAUCAUUAGUUUGUGUGACAUACAAAACAAGUACAUCAAUUAUUUGUCUGCAAAAGUACUCAGCAGUUUUCUAAUCGUGGCGAAAACAAAUAUUAACAACGAGUGGCUGGAAACAAUAAUUAAUUUUCUAGCGUUGGAGAAUAUUGACUAUGCAAAAACGAAUUUUGCAUUGGAAAUUAUCAAGCGCGUGGUGGAAUGGAAAGAUAUUGAGAUUCAUGUAUUAGAGGAGAGCCAAGGUGCCGGUAGCAGUACACAAGAAGAUUGCAAUACUAUUCCAUUCACGGAUCCAGACAGUUACGACACAUCUGCCAUCAAAGAUUUAAUCAUCAAAAGCUUGGAGAGUAGAUGGCCUGAUCUAGUACAUAAAAUUAAGAAUCUUAUUGUACAAAACGAUGGAACGGAAGCACAAACAUGCGUCUUGACAUUUUUGGCUUUAUGGGAGAGUACGAUAAGCGUUAAAGCUAAUUUGAGUAUAAUGGACACCAAACCAUUCUAUGCACAUCUUGAAAUCUUCGUUGGUUUACUACAAAGUAACAUCCCGCCAAUAAUAUGGAAACAACUUCUAUCACUUUUCAAUGAGGUUCUAUGUUAUGGCAGUACUUUAGCACUGCAGGAUCUCCUCCCUGAAGACACAUGUCAAUUAGCACAUUUGAUUGUGCGAUAUGUGAAAGAUUAUCGACUCUUGGACAGUCUACCUUACAAGCGACAAGAAGGCUUCACUGUAAAUAGUUUUGUUGGAACGAUACGCACAGUUCAUCCAAACGAAACAACGACGGACAAAACUCUACUGCAGAAGAUGGUGUUGUUAGUUUUGAAAUCUGUAGCGAUCACAAUCAAAGAAACGCGUUCGGAUAGUUCCGACUCGAGUGUUGGUUCGGACGACACGGACUUUUAUCAAGAUAUGCAACUCAUCGAACGUUCAAUUCGCGAUGUACUCAAAAAAGUCGAUUAUUUCCUGAAGAACGGUUUGGAUUUUCAUCCGGAGACACCAUUUUCCAAGAUACUCAUUCAUCUGUUCAGUGAUCAAGACGAUUAUAUGAUUGAAUCGAUGGUUUGUACGCUAGAUAUCACGAUCGGCAUUAGUUAUAGAAACGCAGUUUUUCCUGAUUUGAUCAGCAUGCUGAAUCCGAUCUAUUCGUUCGUGGAAUUUCUGCACGUUGUCAGCCAAGUCGGGGUCCUCUUGGACUAUCUAGUCAGUAACGAGACGUGCUUUUUGUUGUAUCUAUUGCGAUUUCUUAAGUAUACUAAACGCAAUUGGCAAAUGUUUUUAACUAGUUGCGGAGAAUAUUCUGCGGGAUCGCGAGUUAAUGAGUUGGAUGAGACUAUGUCGGUGCUUAUACGACUGAGAAUACAAAUCAGUCGAUUGGUGGACAAAGAACUGUUUCCGUACAACAUCAGCCCUGUUCUUAGACUGUUAGAAUUAUGCGAGGGUUUGUAUGAGGGCAAUGAUUAUAGCUGAUAAUUUGAUCUGCGGGAUGAUGUUUGUACAGUUUUUAUACGAAAAAUGUACAAAUUUGCACGUUUUAACUACUUAUUCGAAAACAAUUUAUUUGAAGCUAUAAAUGAGAAGUAAUCGGUAGCUCAGUUUAAGAUUAAUUUAAAUUAAAUUAUUACUCAAGAAUAAUUAUUUAAUUUUACUAAAUAUUUUUAUACGAAAAUGUACUAAAACGUUUGUUUGCAUGAGAACGAACAAUAUUUUAUUGAUAAGUGCCUUAAUUCUAUAUGUAAAAAUCGUACGUUUACGCUUAGAGAGAUAAUCUAUAUUUAUUGAAUGUGAUUGUGAAGGAAACAAUCAGCACUACCAAGAAUCGUGCAUCAUUAGACAUGAAUUUACCAUUUAAUCACAAGAAACAAUCAACGUUGCUUUCAUGUUUAUGCAAAGCAAUUAAACACUUGCCAGAUAUAUCGUACAAAUUGAAUUAAAUAAACACGCAUCGCAAUAACAAGAGCUGAAUGACUAAGAAGGGUUUUUUGCCAAACAAUAUUUCGAUAAUUAUAACUGGAUUUAUAAUUAUUGCAUAUAUUUACUGCAGAGCAUUUGCUGUUGUUAUUGUCGGUGCUACAUUGCCAUUAUUUAAUUUAACUUUUCACAGCUAUCAAUGCAAUAUUGAAGUUAUUUAUUUAUCUCACACAUUCAUCAUUAACCAACGUUAUCUUGCAAUUUGAAAUCACAUGUAUUGUAUUUUAUUUAUUUAAACCUAGCGCUAAUGUUUUUCAUCUGUAAUUAUUUUAUGUUUACCUUUGUAUCAUCCAAUGAAGAACAGUUACCCGAAAUGAAACUUAUGAAGAAGAUAAUUUUGCAAUACUUGUGCAAAAUGUACAGACACAAAUCCUUUGCGCAAAGGAAAUGUUUUAUAAAACAAAAUUCUUCAUUUCAUUGUAAUAAUUUAUCCGAAAUCUGACGAAAUGGACAUAAUAAUUACAGUAUAUAUAAAAUAUGUAUGUAUAUGUAAUCUAUAAAUAAUUAUUCAUUUUUUGUACGUUAAAUAACAUGAAUGGUUUAAAUUUGACGGCAAAUAAAAUAAAAGAAAUAAAUGCAAUAUA
This is a messenger RNA of Dalotia coriaria, 3636 nucleotides long. RefSeq names its product protein lines homolog (gene lin). The record is from RefSeq and is a predicted model, not a curated record. Lineage: Eukaryota; Metazoa; Arthropoda; Insecta; Coleoptera; Staphylinidae.